AUGCUAUCAAAGCCAAUUAAGAAGAAAUAUUAUGCUGGUGUUUCUAUACUAAAAAAUAAUAUUUUAAGAUUUACUAAUUUACAGAUUCAAACGAUUAUUGAUUAUUUCACUAAAAACCUUACAAUAGAAUUUACCGAUAAUUCUUUUGAUAACUUACUUGAAACUGAGAUUAAUAAGGAAGUUGAAAAAAUUUCAUCAGAAACAAAGGAUGUCAAAUCUUUGCCAAAAACUGAAGUAAGCAUAUCUGCUAAAUCGAUUUUAAAAGAACCAGAAACUGUCAAAAACACUAAAACUGCUAAAUAUAUAAGUGAUAAUAUGUCUGGUUUUGAUACUGUCACUAUUAUUAAUAAAAAAGAUAAAACACUUCCUAAACCGUAUAUUAAUUAUCCUGGUUUUGAUAUGAAACCAAGUAUUUAUAAAAUUCAUAUGGCUAUUUGUUUUGGUUGCUGGAAACUUAUAAAAAUUGAUGAUAUACAACCUAAAAAAUCAUUUCAUUUUACUAGACGAAGAUAUGUUGAUCAUCUUAAAAAGCCUGAAUUAGAAUCUAAUAGAAUCUGGGAAGCAGUUAGAAAGGACAAUACUUCUGAGAACAAGAAGUUUUUAGCUAAAAAUGUACCAACAUAUGCUCAAAAUUUAUCUAAAAGGUUUUAUCAUUAUAGUCCUAAAAGUUGA
Cetraspora pellucida is the source of this 672-nucleotide messenger RNA. NCBI's taxonomy places the organism in Eukaryota, Fungi, Glomeromycota, Glomeromycetes, Diversisporales, Gigasporaceae. The record is from the annotation of a GenBank genome assembly.